AUUUUGAUUGAAGGCGCAUCCCCUUCUCCCUUUCAAAUUUUGGUCUCCACUACGAAUUCGCACAAACCCUACCCACAUCUUUUUUUUUUUUUUUCUUUUGCAGUUGCUAGGCACCAAGAUGAAAGUCAACAUCUUGCAUGGCAUGCUGUUGCUUCAUGGACUUGGGAUGCCCAGGAUGAAACCUGUGGGAUUUGUAGGAUGGCCUUUGAUGGAUGUUGUCCUGACUGUAAACUUCCUGGAGAUGACUGCCCAUUGAUUUGGGGUGUAUGCAAUCACGCAUUUCAUUUGCACUGUAUCCUGAAAUGGGUGAAUUCUCAGACAUCACAAGCGCAUUGCCCCAUGUGCCGUCGGGAGUGGCAGUUUAAAGGAUGAGAGCAAAAUUCUCUUUUUUUUGAAGUGUGAUCACAGAGAGCAACAUUAUAAAUUGGUAUGGUUAAAUUGAGGACCUUUCUUCUUCGACUUUUCCAUGCAUACAAGAUGUAUUUUCCUUAUUAGCAAAUCUGUAUCUUCAUUGUAACUUGUAAGGAGAUCGAAAUCAAAGUUUCUGUAAAGUGCAAGUUUAUUUUUUCCACUAAUGACUAAUGAUAAUGUCCUUUUCUUUUGUUUUC
This is a messenger RNA of Glycine soja, 608 nucleotides long. RefSeq names its product anaphase-promoting complex subunit 11. Gene Ontology annotation, biological process: positive regulation of mitotic metaphase/anaphase transition; anaphase-promoting complex-dependent catabolic process; protein ubiquitination. The record is from RefSeq and is a predicted model, not a curated record. The transcript is spliced from 3 exons. Gene Ontology annotation, cellular component: nucleus; anaphase-promoting complex. The annotation marks the transcript as partial. NCBI's taxonomy places the organism in Eukaryota, Viridiplantae, Streptophyta, Magnoliopsida, Fabales, Fabaceae. Gene Ontology annotation, molecular function: zinc ion binding; ubiquitin protein ligase activity; cullin family protein binding.